AUGCUUACCCCCUUCAUUCUUGCAGUGCUUUUCGCAUCCAUUUCAUUCGCUGAAAUCUAUAGCAUUCCAUCGUACGAUUAUGUGAUUGUUGGCAGAGGUACUGCAGGUCUUGCCCUAGCCAACAGACUCUCUAGCAAUUUCAGUGUCGCAGUCAUUGAAGCUGGAGGGUACUAUCACGUAAUCGAAAAUGGAACUGCACAGGUCCCGGGCUUGGACAUUCUGGUAGCUGGCAUGAGUCCGGAAGACGUUAUUGACACGGAUUGGAAAUUUAUCAGCCUCAAGCAGGAGCCAAUGGGCGUGAACUUCAUUAUGCUCGUGGAAAGUGCCUUGGUGGCAGGUGCGAGCAUUGACAAGACUGGGAUGAUCGGAACGUCCGAAUCUUAUGAGCAAUGGGCCGAUUCUGUUGGCGACGAAAGUUACGCCUUUGACGAGUUUCUGCCGACGCCCAAUGCCUCAGCUCGAUACAACGAAUCAGCAUACGACUCAGAAGGUGGUCCCGUGCAAAUAACGUAUCCAGACUAUGCCUCGCCGUUCUCGAAUUGGCUCGGUGGAUCUAUGGCUGAGGUAGGUAUUCCAUUGACGGAUGAUUUCCAUUCUGGUGUGUUGGAUGGCGCCAAGUUCUGUGAAGUCACGAUCAACCCAAAGACCAAGCUUCGAGACUCGUCACAGACGUCCACUGGCCACGAUUUGGCAUGCCGCGGGAACUUGUGGAAUGGGAAGACAGGAAGACCCGAUGGCGGUGGUGGAUAG
Messenger RNA from Endocarpon pusillum Z07020, 750 nucleotides. RefSeq lists its product as uncharacterized. The record is from RefSeq and is a predicted model, not a curated record. Gene Ontology annotation, molecular function: flavin adenine dinucleotide binding; oxidoreductase activity. Bases 1 to 750 code for a protein of 249 amino acids. The transcript has 3 exons. Lineage: Eukaryota; Fungi; Ascomycota; Eurotiomycetes; Verrucariales; Verrucariaceae. Gene Ontology annotation, biological process: secondary metabolite biosynthetic process.